AUGGUAGUAGUGAGCAUCUGCCUCGCCAUCGAGCAGCAACAGAACAGGUGUGACAAGGACGGGGAAGGCGACGACGACGAGGAGGAAGAGGGCAGGGAGGAGGAAGACGACGACGAGGAGGACCAGGACGAGGAGCUGGAGCAGGAGCAGGAGCAGGAGGAGAAGGAGGAAGAGGAGGAGGAAGAGGAGGAGGAGGAGGAGGAGGAGGAGGAGGAGGAGGAGGAGGAGGAGGAGGAGGAGGAGGAGGAAAAGGAGGAGGAGGAGGAGGAGGAGGAAGAGGAGGAGGAGGACGAGGAUGAGGAGGAAGACGACGAGGAGGAGGAGGAGGAGGAGGAGCGACGACGACGAGGAGGAGGAGGGCAGGGAGGAGGAAGACGACGACGACGAGGACCAGGACGAGGAGCAGGAGCAGGAGCAGGAGCAGGAGCAGGAGCAGGAGGAGAAGGAGGAAGAGGAGGAGGAAGAGGAGGAGGAGGAGGAGGAGGAGGAGGAGGAGGAGGAGGAGGAGGAGGAGGAGGAGGAAAAGGAGGAGGAGGAGGAGGAAGAGGAGGAGGAGGAGAGAACGAGGAUGAGGAGGAAGACGAGGAGGAGGAGGAGGAGGAGGAGGAGGAGGAGGAGGAGGAGGAGGAGGAGGAGGAAAAGGAGGAGGAGGAGGAGGAGGAGGAGGAGGAGGAGGAGGAGGAGGAGGAGGAGGAGGAGGAGGAGGAGGAGGACCAUGACGACGACGAGGAGGAGAAAGACGAGGAGGACGAGGAGGAAGAGGAGGAGGAGGAGGAGGAGGAGGAGGAGGAGGAGGAGGAGGAGGAGGAGGAGGAGGAGGAGGAGGAGGAGGAGGAGGAAGAGGAGGAGGAGGAGGAGGAGGAAAAGGAGGAGGAGGAGGAGGAACUGUACUGUAUGGUUUGUCCACUCGCUCAGUUUUUGUUGGCAGAGUGGUUCGGAGCAGCAGUGUGUGGUGCUGGGCCGUUGUGUGUGGUCAUUGGUGGUGUUGAGUGCCCGUGA
Messenger RNA from Closterium sp. NIES-65, 999 nucleotides. NCBI's taxonomy places the organism in Eukaryota, Viridiplantae, Streptophyta, Zygnematophyceae, Desmidiales, Closteriaceae. The record is from the annotation of a GenBank genome assembly.